Carlito syrichta (Philippine tarsier) is the source of this 2109-nucleotide messenger RNA. It is a transcript of the gene XRCC1, whose product is annotated as X-ray repair cross complementing 1. The transcript has 17 exons. NCBI's taxonomy places the organism in Eukaryota, Metazoa, Chordata, Mammalia, Primates, Tarsiidae. Gene Ontology annotation, cellular component: nucleus. Gene Ontology annotation, biological process: double-strand break repair via nonhomologous end joining; single strand break repair; base-excision repair. The record is from RefSeq and is a predicted model, not a curated record. Gene Ontology annotation, molecular function: damaged DNA binding. The coding region runs from base 201 to 2099 and encodes 632 amino acids.
GGCAACGCAUCCCCCCGGGCUCUGGAGAAGCUCUACUGGGCAUGCGCAGUGUUGACGCGAGCGCCGGCGCGCCGCGGUUUGAAAGGCCCGAGCCUCGCGCGCUUGCGCACUGAAACCCGCGCAGGCAGCGCCCCCUCCCCGCCCCCCCAAUUCCGGACCCUUCCUCAUCCUUCGGGCCAGGCGCAGGCCACGACGUUGACAUGCCGGAGAUCCGCCUCCGCCACGUCGUGUCCUGUAGCAGCCAGGACUCGACCCACUGUGCAGAAAACCUUCUCAAGGCGGACACUUACCGAAAAUGGCGGGCAGCCAAGGCAGGCGAGAAGACCAUCUCUGUGGUCCUACAGUUGGAGAAGGAAGAGCAGAUACACAGUGUAGACAUCGGGAAUGAUGGCUCAGCCUUUGUGGAGGUGCUGGUGGGCAGCUCUGCCGGAGGGGCCGGGGAGCAAGACUAUGAGGUCCUUCUGGUCACCUCAUCUUUCAUGUCUCCUUCCGAGAGCCGCAGUGGCUCAAACCCCAACCGCGUUCGUAUAUUUGGGCCUGACAAAUUGGUCCGCACAACAGCCGAGAAGCGCUGGGAUCGAGUCAAAAUUGUUUGUAGCCAGCCCUACAGCAAGGACGCCCCCUACGGUCUGAGUUUUGUACGGUUCCACAGCCCCCCAGACAAAGAUGAGGCAGAGGCCCCACCCCAGAAAGUGACAGUAACCAAGCUCGGCCAGUUCCGUGUGAAGGAGGAGGACGAGAGUGCCAACGCCUUGAGACCAGGAGCGCUCUUCUUCAGCCGGAUCAACAAGACAUCCCCAGCCACAGUCAGCGACCCAGCAGGACCCAGCUAUGCAGCUGCCACACUCCAGGCCUCUACUGCUGCCUCCUCAACCUCUCCAGUCUCCAGGGCUGUGAGCAGCGCCUCCAAGCCUCAGGAGUCUCCUAAAGGGAAGAGGAAGUUGGAUUUGAGCCAAGAAGAAAGGAAGACCCCUAGCAAACCAUCAGCCCAGCUCUCACCUCCUGCCCUCAAGAGACCCAAAUUGCCAGCUCCCACUCGGACCCCAGCCCCAGCCCCAGCCCCUGUCCCAGGACAGGGGGCAGUGAAAGGAAAGCCCCGGGGAGAAGGCACCGAGCCCAGAGUACCCCGAGCUGGCCCACAGGAACUGGGGAAGAUCCUUCAGGGCGUGGUGGUGGUGCUGAGUGGCUUCCAGAACCCCUUCCGCUCGGAGCUCCGGGACAAGGCCUUAGAGCUGGGGGCCAAGUAUCGGCCAGACUGGACCCCGGACAGCACGCACCUCAUCUGUGCCUUUGCCAACACCCCCAAGUACAGCCAGGUCCUAGGCCUCGGAGGCCGCAUUGUGCGUAAAGAGUGGGUGCUGGACUGUCACCGAAUGCGUCGACGGCUGCCCUCCCGGAGGUACCUCAUGGCAGGGCCAGGAUCAAGCAGUGAGGACGAGGGGGGCUCUCACAGUGGCAGCAGCGGGGAUGAAGCCCCCAAGAUUCCCCGAAAGCGCCCUCAGACCAAACCCAAGCCCCCUCAGGCAGCCGGACCUAGCUCACCUCAGAAGCCUCCAACCCCCGAAGACACCAAAGUAGCUUCACCAGGGCCCCAAGAAGAUACGGACACUGAAGAGGAGCAGUCAGGACGGAACCAUGGGGCCGAAGACUCUGGAGACACUGAGGAUGAGCUGAGGAGGGUGGCCGAGCAGCGGGAACAAAGACAGCCCCCUGGCCAUGGGGAGAAUGGUGAGGACCCGUACGCAGGCUCCACAGAUGAGAACACAGACAAUGAGGAUCACCCGGAGUCUCCUGACCUGCCAAUUCCUGAGCUUCCAGACUUCUUCCAGGGCAAGCACUUCUUCCUGUACGGGGAGUUCCCUGGGGACGAGCGGCGGAAGCUCAUCCGAUAUGUCACCGCCUUCAACGGGGAGCUUGAGGACUACAUGAGUGACCGGGUUCAGUUUGUGAUCACAGCACAGGAAUGGGAUCCCAGCUUUGAAGAGGCCUUGAUGGACAACCCCUCCCUGGCAUUCGUCCGUCCCCGAUGGAUCUACUGUUGCAACGAGAAGCAGAAGUUACUUCCUCACCAGCUCUAUGGGGUGGUGCCCCAGGCCUGAAGUAUGUGCU